This is a messenger RNA of Melanotaenia boesemani (Boeseman's rainbowfish), 5850 nucleotides long. Its product is annotated as pro-neuregulin-3, membrane-bound isoform. Gene Ontology annotation, biological process: nervous system development; animal organ development; intracellular signal transduction. NCBI's taxonomy places the organism in Eukaryota, Metazoa, Chordata, Actinopteri, Atheriniformes, Melanotaeniidae. The transcript has 10 exons. Gene Ontology annotation, molecular function: chemorepellent activity. The record is from RefSeq and is a predicted model, not a curated record. The coding region runs from base 1630 to 3771 and encodes 713 amino acids.
AGCUCAGGGAGGCAGCUGUAUGUGCGUCUGCAUCACAAUUGCCACAGGUAAAGAGAACUGCAUCGUUGGAUGCUGCGAACUCCAAAGUGGGGUCUGGGGAAGCGGGAAGCUUUGCUGCUGCUACUGGAAGUCCUCAUCCCGGUGCGGGGCGCACUAUUUUAAUCAUCUCCCAAAAUAAGCAUCCUGGAGAAAAGGACAAGCGGAGGAUCCCAGCAACCAGACCAACAAAUCAGACUGACUGGGAAGAGCGCAGGAUUUCAGGGACUGAGGAAGAAAAAAACAUUCAGAGAAACACAAGAGAGACUCAGUGGGAUAUUUUUUCUUUACAUUUUGCUCUCAUCUUCAUGGACUUUGUAAUUUUAUCUCUGGCUUUCUUAUCUUCAGCUUAAAAUGAUCUUUUUUCACUCCCUGCCUCUCAUCACUGCCUUAGCACAUUUUAUCCCUCUGUGGCGGAAUGUUUCCUGCAAAUAUGAGAGCAGGCUUUCUCAGCACUUGCUGCAGUAUUAACGAACAGUAUACUGAGACAGCAGAGAGCUGAGCGGACAGCUUGGGGAAAUCUGAUCCACAGCCGGUUGGAGAAGGAGCAGGAUCACUCGUUGCAGUUGCAGAUUUAUCCGCCCUGUGAUACUGUGCGACAACACCCCUCAUUUCUCUCUCCCCCCUUACUCUCUCUCUCUCUGUCCUUAUCUGAAGUCUGUCUUUUUACUGGAUCUGGCAAAUUGACUGGAUUUUUUUGCCUUGUUUUGAACUGUCACUGGAAUUUAAAGCACACCUAUAGGAACUAAGUGCAUUUGGAUCGAAAGAGUGUUAUUUACAGUGAAAAGGGGAUAAAACGGAGAAGCUGACUGAAAAGCAACGCUUGGCAAAGACAACAGAUGAACACAGGAGACCGUUGAGCAGACCCAUAACCAACUGAUCUCUUUGGCUUCACUGGUUCUGGUACAAAAGAAAAAGAUUUGGGGAUACGAAGGAAGCUGACUCUACUUAGGGUGCUGGAACAGGCUGCGUAGGGAAACAUUUUUACAUUUCUCUCUUUCUUUUCUUUUCCUCCAUAGGGUGGCGAAGCAACUACACCCACCCUGCAAGUUUCACACCCUGCCCCAUUGUGGAUUGUAAAUGGAAGAGACAUGUCCUUUGAUUAUUAUUUAAGGAUUUUGGCUGCAAUGCCUUCCAAACACUGAUGCCAUGGAUUUGUCACAUGCAUGAAUAUGAAGACACUCCUUCCCACCCAUCUUUGUCUCUCUUCCUCUUUUUUCCUGAUUGAGGGAUCACUUCUUCCACUUCUCCUUUUGGUUCCCUUGCUGUGAACAUUCUUGGAGUUUGCUGUUGGACAUCAAGAGCUGGGCAGGACUAAACAGGAACUAAUUGGGCGAUCAUCCUUCUACGCCAGCUGUCCUAUAUCUUACUGGGUGUUUCAGAGUGUGAGAGUGUGUGUUUGUGCAUGAAUUGUGUCUGCAUGUAUCUCUUGAACCCCUCCCCUUCUCUCUAUCCCUGGAAAACAUUUUUGCGCACUUGUUAUUGACAGUCAGUCUUUGGGGUGCUUCUUGAUCCACUUUUUCUUUUUGUUUGUAAUUAUUGAGAAUCUUUUUUGCUAUAUGCUUUUGAUGCCUAUCACAGGGUUAAUCCUCAAUGAGCCAUAAAGGACGGCAAGAAAGGAUGAGUGAAUGUUCUGGUGCAGCUGUAUCCGGGGCAGUGAUCCUGGAGGAACCUGAGGGUCCAGGGGCUUCUGGGGGCCGUGGAGAGGGCCAGGCCCAGGAUCAGGGUCCCCUUCGUUGUGCAGUUUGGCCUCGUCAGCAGACAUGGCUAUGUGUGGUCCCCUUACUUAUUGGUUUCAUUGGCCUUGGAUUGAGCCUGAUGUUACUGAAAUGGAUUGUUGUGGGAACAGUUCGGGAUUAUGUGCCAACAGACUUGGUGGGUGCAAAUCGAGGAGGCCAAGACCCCAUCUUUCUCUCCAAGCCAAGCGGGAUUCCCAAAGGCCCUGAUACUACCACUACUACAACUACUCCUACAGUCGACGGUGGGAACCCCACACCCAGAACUGCAACUGCAGCAAAAGGUAGAACUCGCACUACUGCUACCACUACUACUACAAACCCCAGAGGAGGUGGGGCUUCUGGCAGUCAGGUGACCCCUCGGAAUCCUGGAAAUCGUAACGGACGUGGACCUUCAGGUUUUACUACAACCACAGCAGCACCACGGACGACCUUCAUAAUUGGAGCAGCAACUUCUAGCUCCUCUCCACCCAAUCCAACUGUACUGCAUGACUCUACGCAAAUGUGGACCGUGGAACAUACUACUACUGAAGCGGCCUCCACCACGCUCACCACACGUACGCAUAGUCACCGCAAAACACCAUCUCCAACCGUCCCUCCACUGCACUCGGAGCAUUUCAAACCCUGCCAUGAGAAGGACUUGGCCUACUGCCUAAAUGGUGGCGAGUGCUUUGUCAUCGAGACACUUAGUGGCCCUCACAAGCACUGCAAGUGUCGAGAGGGCUACCAAGGAAUCCGCUGUGACCAGUUUCUGCCCAAGACAGACUCCAUACUGUCAGACCCAAUCGAUCACUUGGGCAUUGAGUUCAUGGAGAGCAAAGACGUGUACAAGAGACAGGUGCUGUCAAUCACAUCCAUCGCCAUGGCAAUCAGUCUUCUGGGAACACUGUGCAUGGCCCUGUACUGCCGCAACAAGAGGCGCAGGGAGAAGCUCCAGGCUCACCUGAAGGAGAGUCGCACUUUGAAAAACUACACUGCCAAUUCCAACAAUGCCCUGGAAGCCAAGAUGAGGGUCUCCAACACCAACCUGCAAAUGCAUGAGUACUGCAAGCGGCCAUCCGUCUCUCGCCAAGGAAAUGUGUGUGAGUCAGGCUUAGCACACUGUGACAUCACCACCACCACACCAUCCAGCACCUCCAGAGGCACAGCAAAAUAUCACAGCCCUGAACAGAGAACCCGGGCAGCCCAUUGGUCAGCUCCUCGCAAGACCCCACCUAUAUCCAGAGGAAGGUUAAAUCCUAUUGGAGGAUCCAAGUAUUCAGGCCCUGCCUAUCAGCAUCUUCAGGAAGUAGAUUCAUCUGAAAAGGAGGCAGAAGGACAGAAAAGUGUCCAAAUGGAGGUAGAGAGCCAGUGUAAUGAUUCCAGACAAGAUGUCUUUGUACAUAUGCAAACUCCUGUUUCCAUGGAGACAAAGUCGGCAUUGCCUUGGCGUAGCCAUGUGGAGUCGUGCUCAGGCCUUUGCCUUCCACCGGAGCACAACAAUCCCAUUCUCACCACCCGAAGCCUGAGGAGGCCCGGUCGCCGUCAGAGCCAAUCACCACCUCCCCCAUUUCGCUCCUGCUCUAUCCCCAUCAUUCCCUCAGUCCAGGGUCACCAUGACAACGAAGUCUCAUGUAUGCAAACCAGCAUCACCACAGCGAUGUCAGUCACCUGCGGAACUACGCCCUGCAAGGAUGAGCGGAGAGAAAAGACGGCACAUGCCAGGUUGUUUUCCGCGUCCUGCUCGUCGGCUGUCGGACAGCAACACGAUGAAGUGGCGCUGCUGCUGGAGGAGGCGCAGGAGCAGCUCAGGGCAUUGGCGCUGGCUCACAGGAAGCAUGAGGAAGGUGGGAUCAUCAGUAAUGGAACAACAGCUGCACAGGUGGAGGCCAGAGAAACUGUUUGCUUCCUGAACCUUAAUGGAGGAAGCACUGGGGGGCUUAGCUGUAACGGACCCACACAGACCCAGCUGCUCAGCCCCAGCCUAUCACACAGAGACUUGUGCCCAAUCGGCCAAUGAAAGGACAACAUUAAAGACAUUCAGUCUUGGUUUGACUCUGUUUGACAGAUUCUGGUGUUCCAUAACUGUGGGAUGCAAAUGGAUAUGCUGAACAAAGGGGGAAAAAAUCUAUAAAAUCAUAUCAAUAAAAUGAUAUGCAUACUGUGUGGAUAAAAAACAUACAAACACUUCUCGAGGGGCCACCUUUUCACAGACCGAACGGAAAAAGACGAAAAAGAAAUAUUUACAUGCAUUUAUUAACAAAACAAGAGAAACACUUCUACUUAGACAAAAAGAAACCAAAUAGUCUGUCAAAUCCAUGGUGUUUUUAAUUGUAAAAAGAAUAUAUAAAUAUAUAUAUAUAAAUAUAUAUGGAUAUAAAUAUAUGGAAUUUAAAAAGUGACCAAGUAAAAAGUUGAAGAACACAAGAAUGAUGUUACUAUUUUCCUUUAUUUUAUUUUAUCCUUUUUAUUUGUAUCAACUAUCAUGUUUUGGUUCUGGCUCAGCCAUAACAGAAGUCCAUCCGUGUCCCGCAGCACCUCCACGAGCCGUGAAUCGGAUCCUGCUAGGCCACAAGGAGUAAAACAAAAAAGAAAAAAAACAAGGCCAUCGAAGAGGGACCCUUUACAAUGAUUUUGAAAACUUUUACCCAGCCAAGAAUCACAGUACAGUCCUCUGUGGUUACAACACUGAGGUUUCACUGCACAAAACAAAACUCCCAAGCUGUAUGUGCGUAUGUGUCUUACAAGCUGUAAGCCUUGUGAGAACAUAUUGUUGAAGUCAGCCCAGAUGCCGACUCUUUGCUCAUUGUUUAAAACCAAUAGAUUGUUUCUCUUUUUGUUAUGAAUGAUAUUUUCACACAGAUGCACACAGACACUCACCUGUGCAUUAUUAUGUUGGCUGGGUGUUUGGACAAAAAUGGACAGAUGGGGCAUCACAGCAGCUAAUCUGCUUUUUUUUUUUUUUUUCUUUUUUUAAGUUUCUCAUUUUUAGUUAUUAAACAGUAAUGCUGCUUUCUGGGAUUGUUUGUGGGAUGGGAGGGGGGAUGCCACAUGGUUUUGGUAUUGAAACAAGAAAUAAAUGUCUCUAUGUUGUAUCCUAAUGUAUGAAUUGGAAGCUUUUGAAUCUCUGUAUGAAGUUACAGCCAAAUGUUUCUGGUGUCAAAAAGCUUGAAAAAAUCGUUGCAAUUUUGGUUUUAAAAAAAGUGUUAAAAUAACACCUGUUUUGGUUGAUUGAGUUGACAAGUUAAUCGCAGCCAGUCCACACAUGCAUGCUGAGAAACAUCAGUCUGGUUUGCACCCACAGUACUCAUUCUAGAUUCUCUUUUCAGACAACCUCAGUACUGGAUGAGGAAACCUCAGAUUAGCAUUUGCAAAGUAUCUUAUGUCUUUAGUUGUUGCUACACUGUAUUACAUCCGUUUCAUAUGACAGGACUUCAAAAGUUUUAUAAAAUGCCGUUUAAAUCACAAAUUCAAUAUUUCAUUGGUUUAUGGACUGAAAGAAAAAAAUACGUCUGUGUUUAUUCUGUCUUUUUCCAGAUGUUUAUUUACGGAAUAUGAGUAUAUAAAUCAGGGGGAAUGAUAGUCUUGCUACAAAAAUUACCUUUGGUUUAUGUUUGGAUAAAAAUGGGCACUAAAGUAGAGGGGGAGGGUCGACAAGUAAUUUGUUUUUCAAGCAGAGAAUAAGCAUCACGAAUGUCCAUGCAGCUGAACUGAACUAAUAUUAAAAUCAAAACUUUUUAAAAUGUCUAAAUAACAAAGUUAAGCAAUGUUGAACAUCAAAAGUUGUGGAUUUUACACCACAUAAGAUAGCUUAACUUUCCAAAUCACUAAUGGGAUGGGGGCACAAAGUCACUGCUGGAUAUUUAAUAUUAUUGACUGACACUCAGAGCAGCCUUCCUGAAAGCUAUCAGCCAUCACAUUAUUUAGUGUCAGCCAUGCUGUUCCGUCAAUGUUACCAUGGCUAUAAUCAGUCAGCCCAUGAUUACAUCACACAACAGGAAAUCCUGUCAGAGUCAAGUUUUCCUUCCAUCUAAACAGGAAAUCUACUUGUAAUAUCCCAAAUUCACAAAAACAAAAAACAAAAAAUCCAUAAUUCUUU